Pedinophyceae sp. YPF-701 is the source of this 1152-nucleotide messenger RNA. NCBI's taxonomy places the organism in Eukaryota, Viridiplantae, Chlorophyta, Pedinophyceae. The record is from the annotation of a GenBank genome assembly.
AUGGCUGGAGUGAGCCAUCAGACGGGAUGUGGUCUCAGCGGGGUCCACACGGCGACCUUCCGCAGCUCCACCUUCUCGCGUCGGCCCAUUUCCGCGCUUCAUCGGAGACACAGCCCCGACGCGCCGUCGCCAGGACCGCGCGAGCUGCAGACGUCAGCGACGCGCGCCGGCGCGUCCGCGGCGGAUGACGGCGGUCGCCCUGCGCCGAAGAAGCCAAAAGGCAAGCUCAAACGGCCGCGCGAGCCCGCAGCUGCGCGCGCGCUCUCCCUCCUCCUGCGCACCUCGCACGUCCCCACGUGGAGCUACGUCCCGGAGCCCGUCGGGCCGCUCCACCGCGUCGACCCGCGCAUCAAGCAGCUCUGGCUCUUCGCGCUCCUGGUCGUCAUCGCGCGCGCUCCCGUCCCCUUCAAGGCCCUGGCCGCGGGCCUGGUGGUGUUGCUGUCCGUGGUGGGGCUCCCCGUGCGCGUGUGGCGGGCGCAGCUGAUGCAGCUCGGGCUGUUCUGCAGCCUCCUGGCGGUGGGGCUGCUUCUCGGCGCGGAGGGCGUGCCGCCCGUGACGCAGACGCGCGCGCCGCCCGUGGGCUUUGACGGAUUGCCCGCCAUCGUCCCGGAGGCCACGUACGGCUUCGUGCUCGCCAAGCUCGGCCCGCUGACGAUCACGCGACGGUCGCUCUCCCUCGCGGUGACCUCCGUCGCGCUCACGAUCGCGUCGCUGCAGGGAGCGUCGCUGUGCCUCGUGACCACCAAGGCAGAGGACCUCGCGCAGGCGCUCACGUGGUACCUCUCGCCGCUGGCCGCGCUGGGCGUCCCCGUGGCCUCGAUGGCCAUGACGCUCCUCCUCUCCAUCCGCUUCGUCGGCGUCGUCUUCACCGAGCUCCAGAACCUCCUGCGCGGCCUCGCGGCGCGCGGCGUCGACUGGCGCCGCCAGGGAUUGAUGGGCACGCUCGAUCUCAUGGUCGGCCUCAUCGCGCGCCUGCUCGACAGCCUGAUCUCGCACUGCGGCCACAUGGCGCGGGCGAUGUCCGCGCGCGGGUACCGGGGGCCCGCGGAGCACCGCCAGCACCUCGCCGGCGCGUCGCCGUCGUCCCCGGUGGCCAACGCGGUCGCGCUGGCGUCGCUCGUCGCCCUCGCUGCCGCCGCGGCGCGCGUGUGA